Messenger RNA from Zea mays, 4269 nucleotides. Its product is annotated as calmodulin binding protein PICBP. Bases 482 to 3838 code for a protein of 1118 amino acids. The record is from RefSeq and is a predicted model, not a curated record. The transcript is spliced from 3 exons. Gene Ontology annotation, molecular function: calmodulin binding. Lineage: Eukaryota; Viridiplantae; Streptophyta; Magnoliopsida; Poales; Poaceae.
AAAUUUCUCAGUGGACCUUUCUCUCCAAGUCUCAAAGAUGACGGCCGCUUUGAGCCGCCCACCCACUGUCUUCGGCUCCCCUCUUUCUCUUCCCAAACCAUUGCCUACUCUUCCUCUUCCUCUUCCCAACCCAUCGCCGUCCCCGUCCGGCCGUCCUUCACAAACCAUCUUUCUCCUCUCCAUCAAGUGAAGUCCUAUCCCUCCCCUUCCCUCUUCCUUCCUUCCCCCGCCUCCCUUCCUCCCCCAGUUCACAUCACCUUUGCUUUGCUUUGCUUUGCCUUGCUUUCGUGCCGCCCUUCAACGCAAGAAGCCAACAAGCACAAGCAAGCCUCCAGUAUCAGCAAGACAAGAACGUCGCGAGAGAAACCGUUGAUCCCAACAAGCCAAGGAGAAAUCCGGCUGAGGAUUAAGCUGCGAGAAGCGAAGAAACACAGGAACUCGCCGCCCCCGUCGCUGAAGAAGAAAGCAGCAGCCACCAGCCAUGGUGCGGAGCAAGGAGGCGCCGAAAAAGAAGCCCAAGGACCCGCUCCUGACGCCCCCGUCCAAGCCCAGGGGCGGCUUCCUGGACGAGGGCUGCCCGUGGAACCGCGGCGGCGCGGCCAUGUCCCCGGCGCCGGCGUCGGUGCCCAGCUACAUGCGGGGCACCAGCAGCUCUGACGCCAAGGCCGAGCGCCGUGGGCGGCCUGCGGCGACCGUUUCGGCGUCGGCGUCCCCCGCGAGGUGGAGGCCCGCGGCGUCGGUGUCAGCGUCCGCGUCGCCCGCGCCGCGGCGGAGGCCCGCGGUGCGGGUGCUGACCAAGGGGAAGGUUUUGUUCGCGGAGGAGGAACCUUGCUCUGGCUCCGGCAUGGGCCGCGCCACGUGCUCCUCAACCAUGAAGGACACCAAGUUCCCCGAAGCGCUCGACCUCGCACCGGGCUCCACCGACGCCGAGGGCCCCGCGGCGCUGCGGGUGUGCCCCUACACCUACUGCUCCCUCAACGGUCACGUCCAUGCGCCGGCGGUGCCGCUCCGGAGCUUCCUCGCGUCGCGCCGCCGGCUCAUCAAGACGCAGCAGAGCAUGAAGCUCAAGGGCGUCUCGGCCUUCCGCAAGAAAUCCGAGGAGAGGACCAGCGGCGGAAGUGGCAGUGGUGGAGGUGCAAAGAUCGCGCCUUUGAUCGACGAGGAGGCGGUCGGCGACUUCUUCGUCGAGGUGUACGGCGGCCCGAGGGUGAGCUCGGACAUGAGCUGCAGCGACAUGUCUCUCGACGAGAUGGAUGCCACGGUGCGGAGGAUGGAGUUCGUCGUGUUCGAUCGGUGCGGCGCGGACGAGGACGGUGAGAAGGGCAAGGAUCUUGCGGUUUGCGAUGAUGGUGAACCUGAGCCUCGCCCGGUGUUGCAACAGAAGCAUGGUGCCUUCGGGGACAGCUUGUCGGAGUGCAGUGGGGUACACAUCGACAACGAUUUCGUCGAGGAGUUGCCAUGGUUGAAGUACCAUGGAUACGAGUAUGAUGAUAGCUUGGACGAUGAGAUCUUGGAAGAACAGAGAAUUGGGGAACAGGAGGUUGUUGGAGCAGAGUUUUCUGUGGAGCAAGAAGCAGAGCAAGGAACGUCCGGUAGAUCCUCUGAUGAAUACAAAGAGGAUGCUGCUGAUGAGGAGAAUACAACGAAUUUGGUCCGUGACCAGGAGAUCCUCUCAGAUCAAGGUGUUGCUUGCAGAGUGGAGGCAUGCGAGGAGCUGGGUGGAAGAGAUGAAGACAACAUCCUGGAGGCGUCUGCUGGACAAGGGAAGGCAGAAGAGAAGCUCUCUGAUGAUAUCUACAAAUCUGAGAUACCUGAUCAAGAAAUAACAGCAAGGACAUGUGCUACUCUGGAAGGUAGCUUCGAAGAGGAUAUUUCAUCGGACCAAGAGGCAAAUGAUGAUGAUGAAGAUGAGUGCCAUGUGAAAUCUGAUGGCGAAUCAGAGGACACUGAGGAGCAAGAUCUGGAGGAUCAACAGAGCAUGCCAGAUGAUGUCUCUAAAAUGGAGAUUUCUGAGGACACUAUCUCUGGUGAUGGAUGCAAAGAGGAUUUUUCUGAGGAAGUAACCUCGGCAGCUGUGUUAGCAGAUGAUGUGUUUGAACAAUAUGAGAAGACUGUGGAUGAUGUGCAUGAACAAGAUAGCAGCCCUGCUAAGGCUCAAAUGGAAUUGGGUAAUCCAACAAGCAAAAAGGAAGACACUUCUGAAGAAACUGCUAUUUUGCAACAAAUCAAUCAAGACAGCAAUGUGGAUACUCAAAGGGAAUUGGAGAUUAGGGCAUCCAUAUUGGAAGAAUCUGGUAUUGCUCAGCAAAGCAACCUUGAUGGUGAUAAAAUGGAACCAGAGAUUAUUGUGUGCAAGCUGGAAGAUGUUUCUGAAGAAUCUGGUGCCUGCACUGAAAGCAACCUACAUGAUAAUACAGAGUAUGUUAUAGACGAUGCUGAAAUGAGACAAGAAAUUACUUUAUGCAAGCGGGAAGAUGCUUCUAAAGAAACUGGAAUUGAUCAAGAAACCUUAGAAGAUGAUAGCUCAACAUGUGGUAUUGUUGAUGACAGAAACAAUCUGGAGAUCAAUAACUGCAAAUCGGAAGAUGUUUCCAUAGAAUCUGUUGGCACUCAGGAAGCUGAUCAUAAUGAUAACUUUGCAAAUUUCAGUAAUGAUGUUCAAGGGACUGCAGAAGAUCAUGACUCACAUCUCAUUGAUGAUGCUCAAAAUGAUAUCCAAAUCCCUGGAGGCAAAUCAGAAGACACUUGCAAAGAAUUUGAUACCAUGAAAGAAACUGAUCAGAGUGAUAGCUCUGCAAAUGUCAGAUAUGAUGCUGAAGAAACUGUAGAAGAUGAUGAUUCUGUGUGUGUCAGUGAUGAUGCUCAAAAUGAUCUGAAGAAUACCAAGUGCAAAUUGGAAGAUGCUUCCAAAGAAUCUUCUACUGCUCGCGAAGCUGAGCGGAGUGAUAGUUCUGCAAAUGUCAUUGCUGAUUCUCAAAAUGGAUCUGAACUUACCACAAAUGAGUUGGCAGUCAUUACGAUCAGUAACGACAAGGAAAAUGAAUCCAUGCUUUUCACAUGCAACUCAGAAGAUGGUUUCAAAGAAUCUAUUAUUGGUCAACAAGCUGACCAUGAUGAUAGCUCUGCAUAUAUCAGUUAUGAUGAUCAAAAUGAAUGUGAAGUUACUGCAUGUCAUUCAGAAGGUGCUCAAGGGGAAUCAAAUGUAGUUCAAGAAGGUGAGGAUAAAACUGCAGGCGCUGAAAAUAAAUUGGAAUUUACAGCAUAUGAAUCAGUAGAUGCUUCUUUAAAACCUGCUAUGCCUCAAGAGGUUGCUGGAGAUAUUAAUAUCACAGAUGCAACCAAAGACAUUCGUGUUACUGAAGAAACUAAUGAAUCAUUCAAUGCGCAAAUGCCAGCAGAAUGUACGGAUGCAAAAGAACCUUCUAUUGAUGACAUAUGUGGCGCGUUCAGCGGAAUGAACCUCAAGGGUGAUGUAUAUUUUGAUCCUGCUGAGUCUGCCACAUGCCCGAGGAACAAGUUGAUCAUCUCCAGGAGGAGAAGAACACCUGAAGAGGAGGAAUACUUGCGAGGUUUCAAUCCACGGGCACCGAAUUUUCUUCCUCUGGAACUGGAUCCAGACGCAGAGAAGGUUGACCUCAAGCAUCAAAUGAUGGGUGAGCGGAAGAAUGCUGAAGAAUGGAUGAUUGAUUACGCGCUUAGGAGGGCGGUGACAAACUUAGCUCCUGCUCGGAAGAAGAAAGUGGAGCUCCUUGUCCAGGCCUUCGAGACUGUCCUACCACAUGACGAAGAUGACAAGAAAAAUGUCUCACCCUCAAGGCCUGUCCAAGCCUGCAACUGAUAACAUUAGAGUUAGUGGUUACACUGAUGUUGAUGUCGACGCGCAAGCUACUAACUCGGAGGUUGCUGCAAUAUUAUCGCGAGUGACCUGCUCCAAGUUUGAAUGAGAGAGCGCUACUUACUAAUUUGCUAGAGGUAACUAGAGAAUUAGAGAUCUCUAGCUGAGCUGUGACAGAGGAGCUCACUCCUGCUCCACAAGGAAGGAUAACUACUCAUUAGUCAUUACUGAUCAAGGUAUCCCUAUCCAGUUGCUGAGUUGCAAAGAGGAUGCUCCCGGCUUGAGUUAUGUAAUUUAAAAGUGUGUAUACAUGUCUCGUGUGCUAAUGUUGUCUGAUAUUGUGCUGGUGGAUCUGUGAGGAUUGGAAAAUGUCAAUGGUGAUGAGGUCCAUGCUCCUUUGGCAAAGAUCAAUAAAACUCUUCUUGAGUGCUCAA